This is a messenger RNA of Cryptococcus deneoformans JEC21, 1812 nucleotides long. Its product is annotated as transporter, putative. The record is from RefSeq and is a predicted model, not a curated record. Gene Ontology annotation, molecular function: transmembrane transporter activity. Gene Ontology annotation, biological process: transmembrane transport. The coding region runs from base 387 to 1739 and encodes 450 amino acids. NCBI's taxonomy places the organism in Eukaryota, Fungi, Basidiomycota, Tremellomycetes, Tremellales, Cryptococcaceae. The transcript has 9 exons. Gene Ontology annotation, cellular component: fungal-type vacuole membrane.
UUCACAUAUUUACACUUCGUCUCCACAGCUUAUUGGAUGCUGGCUUGUCUGGUGACUAAAAUAUAAGCUUGCAGGGUCCGAAGUGCGCGAUGUUGCUCGUAAAUCAGUCCAGACUCAAUGGUUUCUUUUUCCAUUAAUCAAGGAUCUAGUGGCUCUUGACCCUCAUUGAAUCUCCAUUCUCACGAAGCUGUGUUCAGCCUUUAACAAUAUGCUGAGGAGGCUACAAAAGGACGUUCUGUUUUUCACAGCCUUUCCGUUCCCGUCGAUUAUAACACUAAAUCGUCUAAGUCUCGGGAAGGAAAGAUUUUAAGCUAAGGUAUAUAAAGAAAAGACAAGAUUUAUCUUUCCCGGUUGACAUUCAUCUCUCACCUCUCAUUGUCCCAAGCAUGUCAGAAACAGAAGAUCUCGAACUGCGCGACAGGUCUGUCAAGUCGGUCAAAUCUAAUUCGGCUGCAUCCGUUAUCGUUCCUACUUUGAAUCCCGGACAUGAUGCCGAGUCAGCAGCUUCCGCUCUUCCGCCUGUAGACGGCGGCUGGAGGGCAUGGUCAUUCUUGGUGGCCGCGACUGUCAUUGUCAUGCUCAUAUGGGGGCUGCCAUAUUCUAUUGGUGUUUUACAUGUGUACUGGACGGAUACGCUCAUUAAGGGUGAAGGUGCUUCAACUCUGACUCUGGCUGCGACGCUGCAGAACGGCUUGUUGUACAUGGCGACAGCUCUUUCGGGCCCCCUGUUCACUGCAUUUCCAAGAUGGCAAAGGGCUUUACAGUAUUGCGGUCUAUUUGCUGCUGUGAUCACUUUCAUCAGUAGUGCGUUUGCGACAGAGCCGUGGCACAUUCUCGUUGCCUUCGGCCUUAUCUAUCCUCUUUCUGGAAUCUGUUACCUCCCAUGUAAUACCCUUCUCUUUGAGUACUUCUUCUCUCUUCGAGGUAUCGCAACAGGUGUUGUUUUUGGCGGUACUGGUCUCGGAGGUGCAUCAAUCCCAUUCCUCAUGAAUGGUCUUCUCAACAAAAUUGGAUAUAAAGCAACGAUGAUUUCAUUCGGUCUUGGGUACCUCGUCAUCGGUUCCAUUGCCAUCGUAUUUAUUCGACCUCGUAUCCCUGUCUCUCGCCAGCAGACGAUGGAGAAAAGGAAGCCUGUUAAUUGGUCAUUCAUGAAGAGUACUCCUCUGAUCAUCGGAACUAUCACUAUCUUCUUGAUCAGCCUUGGUAACUUCAUUCCUAGCUUAUGGCUUCCCGCGUACGCCUCUUCGCUCAACCUCACGCAUCCUUCAGGAACAGGUCUCAUCGCCAUUCUAAAUGCUGCUUCAGUCCCAGGAAACACUCUCCUUGGCUAUCUUUCAGAUCACAUGCCUGUCCGAACAGUCAUCGUCAUCUCAUGUGUUGGUAGUGGCCUUUCUUGUGCCUUCCUUUGGGGAUUUGGUAGCACCGAUGGGGUGUUGAUUUUGUUUGCGUUGAUUUUUGGUUUGCUCGGACCUAGCUUUUCGGCAAUCUGGACGCAGAUGAUUGGCCUCAUUUGUAAGGACGACCUGAUUUCCCCUCCUCUUGUUGUUUCGCUUUUCACCUUUGUUCGAGGGGUUGGGAGCUUAAUGAGUGGCCCAAUCUCCCAAGCACUGUUGAAGAUAAAUAACCUUAACGGGAGCAUUGGAGCUUACGGAUUCAGCAACUAUGGAGUCCUCUUGAUCUACGCGUCCGUUACAAUCUUGAGCGGUGGUGCUACGGGUUAUCUGUUCAAAUCGUCAUAAAUUAUCUUCAUUCCCUUAGAUCUGUUGUAAAACUAGUUUGUUGCUUAAGAGAGAAAGAGAGAACCGGGAAACA